This is a messenger RNA of Alosa sapidissima (American shad), 1608 nucleotides long. It is a transcript of the gene ndufs2, whose product is annotated as NADH:ubiquinone oxidoreductase core subunit S2. Gene Ontology annotation, biological process: mitochondrial electron transport, NADH to ubiquinone. The coding region runs from base 6 to 1403 and encodes 465 amino acids. The transcript is spliced from 15 exons. Gene Ontology annotation, molecular function: NAD binding; quinone binding; NADH dehydrogenase (ubiquinone) activity. The record is from RefSeq and is a predicted model, not a curated record. Lineage: Eukaryota; Metazoa; Chordata; Actinopteri; Clupeiformes; Clupeidae.
UUCCUAUGGCGGCGACGUUGCUGAGGUCGCUUAGCAAACUCGGACGUCCUUCAGCUGCAAUUUUAAACCAUAAUGCUGUGAGUCCGGGAUGUAUGGUCCUGCAGAACAGGCAUAAACAGUGGCAGCCCGAUGUGGAGUGGACAGAGCAGUUUGCGGGUGCUGUCAUGUACCCCAGUGCCCUCACUGAGAAGUGGGUGCCCCCUCCAUGGAACGAUAAGGACCCCCCCGCAGAGAAGGAGGUGUCCAACCUGACGAUCAACUUCGGCCCCCAGCACCCCGCUGCCCACGGUGUGCUGCGUCUGGUGCUGGAGCUGAGCGGCGAGUCCGUGAAGAAGUGUGACCCGCACGUCGGCCUACUGCACCGCGGCACAGAGAAGCUCAUCGAGUACAAGACCUACCUGCAGGCUCUGCCCUACUUUGAUCGUCUGGACUACGUGUCCAUGAUGUGUAACGAGCAGGCGUACUCUCUGGCCGUGGAGAAGCUGCUCAACAUCCAGGCGCCACCCAGAGCCCAGAUGAUCAGAGUCCUGUUUGGAGAGCUGACACGUAUCCUGAACCACAUCAUGGGCAUCACCACCCAUGCCCUGGACAUCGGGGCCAUGACGCCCUUCUUCUGGAUGUUUGAAGAGAGAGAAAAGAUGUUUGAGUUCUACGAGCGUGUGUCGGGAGCGCGCAUGCACGCAGCCUACGUGAGGCCUGGAGGGGUGCACCAGGACAUGCCCCUGGGUCUUAUGGAUGAUAUUUAUGAGUGGUGUAAGGCGUUCUCUCUCCGCAUUGAUGAGGUGGAAGAGAUGUUGACCAACAACCGCAUCUGGAAGAACCGGACCGUAGACAUCGGCGUGGUCAAGGCUGAGGAUGCGCUCAACUACGGCUUCAGUGGUGUGAUGCUGAGAGGAUCAGGCAUCAAGUGGGACUUGAGGAAGUCCCAGCCCUAUGAUGGGUACGAGAAGAUGGAGUUUGACGUGCCAAUCGGCAGCAAGGGGGACUGCUAUGACAGGUAUCUGUGUCGUAUAGAGGAGAUGAGGCAGUCCCUGCGGAUCAUGAUCCAGUCUCUCAACCAGAUGCCCGAGGGGGAGAUCAAAGUGGACGACGCUAAAAUCGCACCUCCCAAGAGAUCUGAGAUGAAGAUGUCCAUGGAGUCGCUCAUUCACCACUUCAAGCUCUACACUGAGGGCUACCAGGUGCCUCCAGGCGCUACAUACACGGCUGUUGAAGCACCCAAGGGGGAGUUUGGUGUGUAUCUGGUUUCGGACGGUUCCAGCAGGCCGUAUCGCUGCAAGAUCAAGGCCCCCGGCUUCACUCACUUGGCGGGCCUGGACAUGAUGGCACAGGGACACAUGCUGGCUGACGUGGUGGCCAUCAUUGGCACCCAGGAUAUUGUGUUUGGAGAAGUUGACCGUUAACCGACGCUAACGUCUGUGUGUUCGUCCAUCUGCAGUCAACUUGAGUGUGCUCACCCCUACUGCUACGCACACACACACACCCCAGUUGUAUAAACGUUUAAACUCAAUAGGUAUCUGAAAGGAGGAUGGAGGCUAAAGAUGUCUUUGCUGCAGACGUCCCUUGUUAUUUUCUGCAUUAUUAUGUAAAUAAACCAGAAUAAAGCAA